This is a messenger RNA of Botrytis sinoallii, 3096 nucleotides long. RefSeq lists its product as uncharacterized. The record is from RefSeq and is a predicted model, not a curated record. Lineage: Eukaryota; Fungi; Ascomycota; Leotiomycetes; Helotiales; Sclerotiniaceae. The coding region runs from base 1 to 3096 and encodes 1031 amino acids. The transcript is spliced from 4 exons.
AUGGCACAACCAGAAACACCUGCAAGCGCAUCGCGAAAUUCUAUCGUUUCACCUCUUGCGGGAGGUAUGACCACCGCUCAAUUGGAACAAGUGUUACAGAGAACUCCUCAAAUGACUAGAUUUAAUCCUUUGAGAAGACAUCUUCGGGCGCCUGAAACUCCCAAUCCUCGUAUUUCCAAAAGUGAAAUCAUCGCUAGUGAUGACGAAGCAGCGACCACAUCACCGCCAGCCCCGAUCGUGCAACCACCGGAAUCUCUGACUGGCGAAGCUAUAAGAGAUAAAGGCAAAGAAGGAUCUGUAGCUACCGGAGGGGAUAAUGCUGAUCAAGGGACUUCAAAAUCUAUUGAUACUCUGCAGGUUUUUGAGAACAAUCGCGAAGCGCAAAAAGUUUCGGAGGGAGCAACGUAUCGCAUCCAAACUCGCUACUUCACUCCUUGCCGAAGAGCCAUCGAGCACAUCGUCCCAGGAAAGAAAGACGAUGAAAAAGCAGCCUUAUCUCGCAAUGGAUCUGGCAGCCCGGUCGAAUCAAAUACACUGUUAGAAAAUCCUGACCCUCUCAACGAUGAAACAUCCGAUGGCAGUCAAGAAUCUACCAGUCUCGAAGAACUCAUUCGAACAACUUCACGCACACACAAUUCACAGCCUUCAAGUGAUCCUGAGGUCAGGGACAUCAGUUUUUCAUUUGGUGCUCCGCGGCUGGUUCGAAACGCAAUUAUGGGCUCACACAAAAGGGACACUAACAGUAAUAAUCUCGAUGACCUUGAGAUCGAUAUUCUUGGAUUGUCUCAUGCUACUCAUUCAUCUGAUUGUACGCCUGACCCUAGCGGCUCAGAGGAUGCCCCCAUUGACCAUACAUCUCGAAAGGGUGGUCGUCCAAGCCCAAAGAAACAGCAGAAGAAAAGGGUGAAUAAGAGAUCUCGAAGAGUUCCAGUGGACGAGUUGCACUUAGUAUCUGAGAGAGUGGCGGAAUUUAGUCAGGAGACAGAUGAUGAGAAUGUGGAGCCUUCAACUGAAAUCCUAGAUGACCCAAUCUCUCAAGACUCUUCCGAUGCUCUAAAGAUUAUACAGAGUGUUGGGCGGACAAAGGGCGAGAAAAAAGUUUUUCAGACAUACCAUGGCGCCUUUGGAAAGAUUGAUAACAAAGCCUUUCGGUUCCCCGAUAGUUACAACACAUCUCCUCGGGCAGAAUCAAGCAAUCGCCAUGAGGUGAGCUCGUCUCAUUCUGAUGGUUUCGUGGGAGCUGAAGCAAAUCCGACUGGCAGAUGUAUGCUGCUACCCAAGCAAAAACGUGCUUGCGUCAGUAUUUGGGGACUGACUGUCCAAGUAGCACAAUUAGAAUUGGUUCGCGAAAAGGUCCACGAGCUAGUCGGUGAGCUAAACGCCCAAGCUGAAAGAAGAGUUCCAGCGGAAAAAACCAAGAGGCGUCUAAAGAAGAAAGCUACACUCAGUGCGUCGGUAAUGAUCGAACUCGAGUCUCAAGCAAAUAAAACGGGGGAAAGUCCACAAGAUGACCAGGAUAGCCAAAGUCAUGAAGACCGUGAUGCCAAUCAAGAUGAUCAACCAAUGCAUGGGUAUCUUUCUGGCGAUGAACUGAUUUCGGUCGCAGAAGUUAAAUCCCCGCUGCCGCCCACUAGGAAAGGGCCUCGAAGAGUCACCUUUGAUGAAAAAGUCGAGAUUGACCGGCGUGUUAGAAUACCUUCUUCAGACUGUGAGAAUCUUGACGAUUCUUUCGAGGUUAGGAGAAGAAAAAAAUCUUCCGAUUCUGCAGUUUGGCUCAAUAUGGAGACGGUCUGCUUGAAAAGGUGCCACGACGAAGAUAGCGAGGAAGAUAGUGAGGAUGAUGUGUUAUCUAUCAAUGAAUCGGAACGAAGCGUCAUCAGUAUCGCAAGUGAUAAUGUUAACGACGAGAUGGAAGAAAGCGACGGAUCUGGUUACGACAGUGAUGAAGAGAUGGGCGACGAAGAAGAAGAAGACGAAGCUGAAGACCAAAAUGAAAAUGAACAUGAAAAUGAGGAAGAGAGUGGAGAAUGCUUCGAUGUGCUAGGAGUCCAUGGAAAACAAUCAGAUGAAUCAAUUGACGGAAUUAUCCUCUCCACUGAAGACGAAUCGCGCGAAGAAAAUCAACAGGGCAACGGAAAGGAUGACGACAGAGAUGACUUCUAUGCUUCUGAAAAAGAUGCAAUUCCCAACAAGCCAGUGGGUGGAGAAGAAGAAAUCACCGGGGUGUUUGUCUCAGAAGGCUUGAACAGCCAGGCAUCACAGCUAUCAAUAGCCAUGAGUUUGCAAACUACCACACAAGCAUUAAAAUUACCAGAAGCCGGUGGUUGGAGAAUUCGAAAGCCAAAGUCAAGCGACGUUAUGAACGAGACGCAAGAGGACAUCUUUGAUAGUUCAAGCCCGAUUUCAACAAUUGUCAAAAGGAAGUCGACCGGUUUGCAUACACGUAGACGGACAACAUUUCGGAGUAGACCUCUAGCCCUUACUAUUGAUAGACCUUCUACGCCACCUAGCCCUGAAAUUCCAGAGACUCAAAUUGCGGCACCUCAGAUACCAGAAGCACGAUUGAUUGCAGUUCGCGACAUUUCUCCUGAGCUUGGGGAAUCGCAACCAUCCAAUACACCUGAUGAGUUCGACAGAUUCAUACUGGACGCACCGCCUCCCACCAGCCAUGGGCAGUCGCUUCAUUCUUCUCAACUUUCAUUCAUACCAGAUGAGAUUCCGGACGAAACUUACUUUUGUCGAGCUUCUCAGGUACUGGAAGAACAUAAAACACCUAUGUCUAGAAGCAAGUCAACCCAGGUCGCUUCUAUAUCGAUCACUUCAAGAGCAUUGCGAAUCCCACUCAUGCCCAGCCAAACACCGAGACUACGGAGAGCGGGGCAUCUGCUCCGAGCAUGUCGCCCAAGUUCUCACAACAAGUCGUACCGACCCACGCCUAGGUCAGAAAAAAGCUUAAGUCGUCUUACGCGACAGGCCAGUUCUGCUUGGGGGACUUUGCCAGGCUCUGCUAGAAAGAGAACAAAAACUUUACCAUUCAAACCGCCAUUCAAAAAGCCAAAUCUUGAAGAUUUAGCUACACCUAAUUCGUUGAGCUAA